UGUGCUAACAGGGUAGACUAUUGAAAAGCACUUAGAACAUAUGAGGCCAACAUACUUUCCUUGUUAGCUAUUCAUAGCUACAGCACAGAAGCAGAUAACGAUCCCGUAUCACCAAGGAAAAAUUGAACUAAGAGUAGUAACUCAUAUUUGUAAAGAUAACAGAAAGAUAAAUGACCUUUGAGGAGGAUUUCCGCCCAAAAUGGUAAAAAAAAAUUUUUUUAAUCUGGUGUUCAAAGAGAUGGAAACACACUUAUGAUGCCUAAUAAAGGAAAUGUGAGGGGGUCAGCAGGCAUACAUAGCUCCUGACAGAUCCUAUCAGGAAACAUGAAAGCCAUAGGUAAGGAAGUAGGAUUUGAGUGAUCACGGGUACGCCAGGCUCAUCUACGCUGACCCCUGCAUGGGUUUGGGGGCCAAGGUCCUUGGCAUCAAGCAUGCCUUUCCUUUUUGGGUCACUGAUUUGAAUGGCAUUUCUUGGAAGUGGAGGUGGAUUCUUUUUUGAACACAUGGAAGAUAAGGCAACUCAGACACAGUUGGGAACUGGCUGCCCUGAGCGUGUUUCAGAAGUGGAAGCAAACAAGUUGUUACAUCUCCACGGACUAAAUGAGAGGCGGAAGAAUAAGGAAGAGUCUUGAAGGACUGACCCGUGAGGAAUGGACCCGGGGUGAGCCCGCCUUCUCUCAGAGAGAACAGGUCUCUUGGCCAGGAGUUCUUGGGGGGCAGCGAUGGCAGUUUUAAUGGGGGAGGAGGGGUGAUUGUAGGCAACCCAUAAAGAGGCAGAGCCUGCAGUGGCCUUGAGCAGAAGGGGGCGUGGUUCCAAACGCCCUCUUCUGGUGCACGCCCCCGCAACCCCCUCUUCCCCGACUAAGGGCACAUUCAGCUGGGGGGAGUAAGCCAGGACACAGAGUAACUGUUUUCCCAACUGACUGAAUUCCGUCCUCAGUGUGGACACCCUGCACGUCCCUGCCGUAGGAGGUGCUGCCAGGGCUGGCGGCUGGCAGAGCUGUUCCUCCCAUGGGGGAUGAGGUCGCCUCCUUCCUGUGUCUGAGUGGGUGAGGGUGGGAAGGUAGGCGGGGCUGCCCAACACAGCACGAGGCUCCCCAAUUGCCCCACUGUCUACGCCACCCUUAAUCCUCGUGUGGAGCAGCGGGUAGCCUCAGAAGCCUAAACUGUGACUUAAUUCCCGACGGUUCUGCCGCAUAUAAAAUACGGAUGAGUCUUUUUUGCCCGUGAGUUUCUGCAGUCAGCUCUUAGUGAAGUCAAGCUGUUGGUCCAAGGGAGAACAGAGCUGCAGGAGACAUGGAACUCUCUUACACCUUCUUGAAAAAGCAAGUCCUGUUGCCUGGGAAAUACUUUUCUCCCCUAGUGAUCUGCACCCCACCAGUGCUGGAGCCAUGGAAGAGGCAACUGAAGUUAUUCCAAGAAAGCGCUCGAAGUUUGGUAGUAAAAGGAAGUGACAUUUCUCCCCUGCCUCCAGGCUGGUCUCUUGGGGAGUGCACAGGGCCAAAAGGAAACUGCUCAGUGUGGGGACGUGAUUGCGUGCUGGGCUCCUGUACGCGUCGGCCGGGUGUCCUAGCGGCACUGGGUACGCGUAGGGCCGUGUGCAAACAUCCCCAGUGCCAGAUGCCAUGGACGAGUGAGAGGAUGACAAUUGGUUUGAUAGGGGUAAAUAAACGAGAGCAAACAUUUGUACAGCGGCGUGCAGCCUGCUCAAGUUCCUGAAGGCUUGGCUGGCAGCCCCUCCCGGGCUGGCUCAGGGGCAGAGGGGAACCCGCGCGACUGGGCCUCCGAGUUAGCCUCCCCUCUGCUAGUUAGAGGGACGCUUUUCGAGCGUUUUCUUCUAACGUGACCAGAUAGCCUGGAGAAGGUGAACUGCUGUUGUGCGAGGUGAAGGUGUGACCGUGAACACAGCGAUGGAGAGAGCUGGGGGCCAGAUGCCCGGGAGCCCUGAGCCGUCCUUCCUGGUGACUCUGGGUGACCCUCAGGUGACCCUGCUGUCUGUCCACAAGCGGUGGUCCUUCAGGAGGAGCCCUAGGGUCACGGGCUCCUCCAGGCCAGUGAUUUCGGAGGAGGAAUGCUCUCCCCCAUCAGAGAAGGGAGAAUUUUCACAGAAAGUUUUGAAUAAAACACAGGAGGUCAGUUCCAAGCAGAUCCUGCCUAAGAUUUCCUGGCCUGCUCGAACCUGGGAGCCAACGAUGAAGCAGAGUUUUGCCUUUGACAACAAUGGCUACGAGGACGGCCUGGAUGGCGUGCACCCUUCUCAGACGGCCACCGGCACCAUCAGCAUCGUGGGCAUGACCUGCCAGUCGUGUGUGAAGUCCAUCGAGGGCAGGGUGUCUAGUCUGAAAGGUAUCGUGAGCGUUAAGGUUUCCCUGGAGCAGGGCAGCGCCAUGGUGAGGUACAUGCCCUCAGUCCUGAGCCUGCCUCAGGUUUGCUGUCAGAUUGAGGACAUGGGCUUCCAGGCCACUGUGGCGGAGGGAAAGGCUGCCUCCCGGCCAUCCAGGUUCUCGCCCGCCCUGGAGGCUGUGGUCAAGCUUCGGGUGGAGGGCAUGACCUGCCAGUCCUGCGUCAGCUCCAUAGAAGGUAAGAUCGGGAAACUGCAGGGCGUCAUGAGGGUUCGCGUCUCGCUCAGCAACCAGGAGGCAGUCAUCACUUACCAGCCUUACCUCAUCCAACCCCAAGACCUCAGGGACCACGUGAACGACAUGGGGUUUGAAGCCGUCAUCAAGAACAAGGUGGCCCCCGUGAGCCUGGGACCUAUUGACAUCAGGCAGCUCCAACGCAGCCACCCAAAGGCCCCUCAGGCUUCCAUUAACCAGAAUGGCAAUAACUCAGAGACCUCGGGGAGCCAGGGGGUGCCCCUGUAUCUGAGAGUGGAUGGAAUGCACUGUAAGUCUUGUGUCCUGAACAUUGAAGAAAAUAUUGGCCAGCAGCCAGGGGUUCAGAGUAUCCAAGUGUCCCUGGAGAACGGGACUGCCCAAGUCCAGUACGACCCUUCCCGCGUCUCCCCAGGGACCCUGCAGAGGGCCAUUGAGGCUCUGCCACCCGGGAACUUUAAAGUCUCUCUACCCGAUGGAGCGGAAGGGAGUGGGACAGACACCAGGAGCCCCCAGGCGCCCGGCGUGCGCUGUGCUGCAGUGCUGGCCAUCGCUGGCAUGACCUGUGAGUCCUGCGUCCAGUCCAUCGAGGGCCUGGUUUCCCAGAGGGAGGGAGUGCAGCGUAUCUCAGUGUCUUUGGCUGAAGGGACAGGAACGGUUCUCUACGAUCCAUCUCUAACUCACCCAGCAGAACUCCGAGCUGCGGUGGAGGACAUGGGAUUCGAGGCCUCCGUCCUGGCUGAAAACUGUUCCAGCACCCACGCUGGGAACCACAGUGCUGGGAGCGCCACAGGGCACACGGCGGCUGGUGCACCUGUGUCCGUGCAGAACGGGACUCCCCAGCCCGGGGGUCUCCCUACAAACCACAACCCCGGCCUCGUGUCCAAGUCCCCUCGGGCCUCCGAAACCGUGGCCCCGCAGAAGUGCUUUCUACAGGUCAGAGGCAUGACCUGCGCGUCCUGUGUGUCCAACAUAGAGAGGAACCUGCAGAAAGAAGCUGGGAUUCUCUCAGUGCUGGUUGCGUUGAUGGCUGGAAAGGCAGAGGUGAAGUAUAACCCGGAAGUUAUCCAGCCCCUGGAGAUAGCGCAGCUCAUCCAGGACCUGGGCUUCAAGGCAGAGGUGAUGGAGGACUGCGCGGGCUCAGACGGCGACCUCGAGCUGAUUAUCACGGGGAUGACCUGCACUUCCUGUGUUCACAACAUAGAGUCCAAGCUCACAAGGACGAACGGCAUCACCUACGCCUCUGUGGCUCUUGCCACCAGCAAAGCCCAUGUGAAGUUUGAUCCUGAGAUUAUCGGUCCGCGGGAUAUUGUCAAAAUUAUCGAGGAAAUCGGCUUUCAUGUCUCCCUGGCCCAGAGGAACCCCAGUGCUCAUCACUUGGACCACAAGCUGGAAAUAAAGCAGUGGAAGAAGUCUUUCCUGUGCAGCCUGGUGUUUGGCAUCCCUGUCAUGGGUUUAAUGAUCUAUAUGUUGAUACCCAGCCACGAGCCCCACGAGUCUAUGCUGCUGGACCACAACAUCAUCCCGGGACUGUCCAUCCUGAACCUCGUCUUCUUUAUCUUGUGUACCUUUGUCCAGUUCCUCGGGGGCUGGUACUUCUACGUGCAGGCCUACAAAUCUCUGAGACACAGGGCGGCCAGCAUGGACGUGCUCAUCGUGCUGGCCACGAGCAUCGCCUACGUCUACUCCCUCGUCAUCCUGGUGGUGGCCAUCGCGGAGAAGGCGGAGAGGAGCCCGGUGACCUUCUUUGACACGCCCCCCAUGCUCUUCGUGUUCAUUGCCCUGGGGCGGUGGCUGGAACAUGUGGCAAAGAGCAAAACUUCAGAAGCCCUCGCCAAACUCAUGUCUCUACAAGCCACGGAAGCCACCGUUGUGACCCUUGGGGAGGACAACUUAAUCAUCAGAGAGGAGCAGGUGCCCAUGGAGCUGGUGCAGCGUGACGACAUCAUCAAGGUCGUCCCCGGGGGCAAGUUCCCAGUGGACGGGAGAGUCCUGGAAGGCAGCACCAUGGCCGACGAGUCCCUCAUCACAGGAGAGGCCAUGCCCGUCACGAAGAAGCCCGGCAGCACGGUGAUCGCCGGGUCCAUGAACGCCCAUGGCUCCGUGCUCAUCACUGCCACCCACGUGGGCAACGACACCACCUUGGCUCAGAUUGUGAAGCUGGUAGAAGAGGCUCAGAUGUCCAAGGCGCCCAUUCAGCAACUGGCUGACCGGUUUAGUGGGUACUUUGUCCCAUUUAUCAUCAUCAUUUCAACUCUGACGUUGGUGGUAUGGAUUGCAAUCGGCUUUAUCGAUUUCGGUGUUGUUCAGAAAUACUUCCCUACGUCCAGCAAGCAUAUCUCCCAGGCAGAGGUGGUCCUCCGGUUUGCGUUCCAGACGUCCAUCACGGUGCUGUGCAUCGCCUGCCCCUGCUCUCUGGGCCUGGCCACGCCCACGGCCGUCAUGGUGGGCACGGGGGUGGCCGCCCAGAACGGCAUACUCAUCAAGGGAGGCAAGCCUCUGGAGCUGGCCCACAAGAUAAAGACUGUGAUGUUUGACAAAACUGGCACCAUCACCCACGGGGUCCCCAAAGUCAUGCGGGUCCUUCUGCUCGUGGACAUGGCCACGCUGCCCCUCCGGAAGGUGCUCGCUGUGGUGGGGACUGCGGAGGCCAGCAGUGAGCACCCCCUGGGCGUGGCAGUCACCAGAUACUGUAAAGAGGAACUUGGCACAGAGACCUUGGGAUACUGCACGGACUUCCAGGCGGUGCCUGGCUGUGGGAUCGGCUGUAAAGUCAGCAACGUGGAGGGCAUCCUGGCCCAGGGCGAGCGCCCACGUGGCCAACCGACCGCCCACCUGAACGGGGUCAGCAGCAUCCCCAUGGAAACAGAUGCGGUCCCGCAGACCUUCUCUGUGCUGAUCGGCAGCCGAGAGUGGAUGAGGCGCAACGGCUUGACCGUCACCAGCGACAUCAGCGACGCGAUGACCGAUCACGAGACGAAAGGCCAGACGGCCAUCCUGGUGGCCAUCGACGGUGUGCUCUGUGGCAUGAUCGCCAUCGCAGAUGCGGUCAAGCAGGAGGCCGCCCUGGCCGUGCACACACUGAAGAGCAUGGGCGUGGAUGUGGUUCUGAUCACGGGGGACAACCGCAAGACAGCCAGAGCCAUUGCCACCCAGGUUGGCAUCAACAAAGUCUUUGCGGAGGUGCUGCCUUCUCAUAAGGUGGCCAAGGUCCAGGAGCUCCAGAACGAGGGGAAGAGAGUGGCCAUGGUGGGCGACGGUGUGAACGACUCCCCGGCCCUGGCCCAGGCCGACGUGGGCAUCGCCAUCGGGACGGGCACGGACGUGGCCAUCGAGGCAGCUGACGUCGUCCUCAUCAGAAAUGACUUGCUCGACGUGGUGGCCAGCAUUCACCUCUCCAAGAGGACCGUCCAGAGGAUACGACUCAAUCUGGUGCUGGCACUGAUCUACAACCUGGUCGGGAUCCCCAUUGCAGCAGGUGUCUUCAUGCCCAUUGGCGUCGUGCUGCAGCCGUGGAUGGGCUCGGCGGCCAUGGCUGCCUCCUCCGUGUCCGUGGUCCUCUCGUCACUGCAGCUCAAGUGCUACAGGAAGCCGGAGCUGGCGUGGUAUGAGGCGCAGGCGCAGGGCCGCAUGAAGCCCCUGACCGAGUCCCAGGUCAGUGUGCACAUCGGCAUGGACAACCGGCGGCGCGACUCCCCACGGGCCGCGCCCUGGGACCAGGUCCGCUACAUCAGCCAAGUGUCCCUGUCCUCCCUCAAGUCUGACGGGCUGUCCCGGCACGGCACCGCGGCCGGCGACGAGCGGGGAGCAAGUGGCCUCCGCUCCUGAGUGACCGGGACCAGGAGCCAUGCGUCCGAAAGCCGCAGGCGGUUGUGGCCCCCACCCGGCCCCCCUCCCUGUGUGGCCGAGGCUCCAGCCUGACAGCAGCAGCAGCAGGCGGCGGAGCCCCUCGCCAGCCCUGGACGUUCUAGAUCACCCCUCCCCGCGGCUUGUGGACCACGCUGCCGGGGUCCCAUGGGCUCAUUGGAAACCUUGCUGGCCUCGAGAAGAGGAGGGACAGCCAGCCCUCCUCGCAUCCUGUGCCGUAGCGUUUGGGAUGACUGCCUGUGAAACGAGGACGAUCUCGUUGGGUCCAAAAACUUAGCUGGGCCUGUCCACAGAAUUCAUUAAAACCUCGGGCUCCGGCGCUUUUUGUUUCUUUUGGUUUUUGUUUUUUUGUGUUUUUUUUGCGGUACGCGGGCCUCUCACUGUCGUGGCCUCUCCCGUUGCGGAGCACAGUCUCCA
Aethalodelphis obliquidens (Pacific white-sided dolphin) is the source of this 6878-nucleotide messenger RNA. RefSeq names its product ATPase copper transporting beta (gene ATP7B). Bases 1911 to 6422 code for a protein of 1503 amino acids. The record is from RefSeq and is a predicted model, not a curated record. Gene Ontology annotation, cellular component: membrane. Gene Ontology annotation, biological process: monoatomic cation transport. The transcript is spliced from 21 exons. Gene Ontology annotation, molecular function: ATP binding; copper ion binding; ATP hydrolysis activity. NCBI's taxonomy places the organism in Eukaryota, Metazoa, Chordata, Mammalia, Artiodactyla, Delphinidae.